AUGUCUGGUGAGUGCGUGUACGACUUGGUGACCGCCAGCGACCCCGUAGGGGCAGGGGGGAACGUGGUGACCGUCAAGCCCGCUGCCACCGCCAAGAAGAGUCGCCGAGCACCACCGCCUACGGCGUCCACCUUUGGCAUUCACGGCACAAGCGCUGUUGUAGCGAACGCCGGGGGCGAGUUCACAGACGCGUCGGUACACCCCUCGCGGAAGCCCAUUGGGACUUUUGGCCGCGAGGUUGGCCCGACCGUGACCCCGGAGAACUUUCUCCGCAAAAACGAAGGUCCGCUCACUGCCAGCCGCGGUGCACCGACUGUAGAUAACUCCGCGUUUAAGAAGAGCGAAUACCACCGCGAAAAGGCAAAGCCCGACGUGCCUUUGCGUAACGAGCGCCCUGUCAUGGGAUUACGGACAGAGAAGAACUUUGUAGUCGCCAACGCGGUGGAGAACACGUUGGCAGUGCCUACCAAGGUAACACCAGCCCCGAAACCUCGUGCGACGGAUCGAGAGGACUUUGCCAAGGUGCCGCAGUACAUCACAGAAAUCAAAGAAGACAUAAAAGCGCGCAAGCAGAUGCUCGAAGACGAAAAGGCGGCGGACAGAACUGCACAGGAGCGGUGGUCGGAAAUUUCUCCGUCGGAGCUGGCGCAGCUGCUUGAUGGCCUUCAACGUCGCUGGGACGCACUCAACAAGGAUUACCAGACGAAAGGAUUCAGCAAGUUGGAAACACCGUCGCAGCGUGCACAUCAGGAGCUCGUAGAGAAGCAACUCGUGGCCGUAGAGUUUGCAAUGCAAAAGCUUAGCCGGCAGCACGUCUUCGUAUUCGACGAUCAGAAGUGA
Molecule: messenger RNA, 840 nt
Organism: Leishmania mexicana MHOM/GT/2001/U1103
Lineage: Eukaryota; Euglenozoa; Kinetoplastea; Trypanosomatida; Trypanosomatidae
Exons: 1
Coding region: 1-840 (279 amino acids)
Molecular function (GO): calmodulin binding
Source: RefSeq, a predicted model, not a curated record